This is a messenger RNA of Xenopus laevis (African clawed frog), 3999 nucleotides long. It is a transcript of the gene arhgef18.S, whose product is annotated as Rho/Rac guanine nucleotide exchange factor 18 S homeolog. The coding region runs from base 324 to 3272 and encodes 982 amino acids. Gene Ontology annotation, biological process: small GTPase-mediated signal transduction. Gene Ontology annotation, cellular component: cytoplasm. Gene Ontology annotation, molecular function: guanyl-nucleotide exchange factor activity. The transcript has 22 exons. The record is from RefSeq and is a predicted model, not a curated record. Lineage: Eukaryota; Metazoa; Chordata; Amphibia; Anura; Pipidae.
GCUUCUGCCUGUCACUCACAGAUAUGACCACUUCCUGUGGAAGAAUGAAAUGACACGCCCAGUCCUCAAUUCAGCCUAAACACCGAGAACAGAAGAUAUGUUUGCUGCUGUGAUGUUAUUACAUAUUCAGAGAUUGUGCUGUAAAUGUUCAUAAAAGCUGCAAGGCAUUGCUCCCUGAAUGCACCAGCAACAAGCUGAAGAAAGAUAACUCUCCAAAGCCUGUAACAUCUUCCCUGAGCUGCCAGCAAGCUUCUUUCAAGGAGAAUGCUCGAUUUGCUAUAGUGGGGCUGGAUGGAACUCAUGCUCAGGCUCGGGGGCUCGGAAUGACUGUCACCAAUAGAGGAGGUUCACGAGUAGAAGUGCAAUCCAAUUCAGGAAGCAGAGCUAGCACAGCAGAGAUGGAUGACGUAGAUUCUGGUUUGUCAAGACUGAAAAUGUUCUCUGAUGAAAAUGUUUCACUUGCUUCUGAUUCAGUAUUUUUGGAGGACUCCUAUACAAAUGUGAAAAGUGAGUUAGAACUCGACGCACUGGAAUUUGAGGCAGAAUCGUGGAGUUGUGCUGUUGAGCCACAGUAUCUCAAGAAGCAGAAGAAAGAGGUGUUAAAGAGACAGGAUGUUAUUUAUGAGCUAAUGCAGACUGAGAUGCACCAUGUUAGAACUCUGAAAAUCAUGCUAAGGGUGUACUCAAGAGCACUCUCGGAAGAGCUGCAGUAUGGUUACAAGGAUAUAUACCAGAUCUUUCCAUGUGUGGAUGACCUUCUGGAGCUACAUGUCAACUUUUUAGCAAGAUUUAAAGAGAGGCGCAAAGAAUCUAUGGAGGAGGGAAGUGAUAAGAAUUAUGUGAUUCAGAAAGUUGGUGAUAUCCUUGUGCAGCAGUUCUCAGGUGACAGUGGUGAGAGGAUGAGGGAGAAGUAUGGAAUCUUUUGCAGUCAGCACAAUCAGGCAGUGAGUCGUUAUAAGGACCUGUUGCGGGACAGUAAGAAAUUCCAAAACCUCAUGAAGAAAAUUGGCAAUUCUUCUAUAGUGAGGCGGCUGGGCAUCCAGGAGUGCAUUCUUUUGGUGACACAAAGGAUUACAAAGUAUCCAGUUCUUGUAGAACGUAUCAUUCAGCAUACAGAAGAAGGGACAGAGGAUUAUGAAGCACUGACACAGGCAAUUGCACUUAUCAAAAACACUAUCACCGAUGUGGAUUCCCGUGUCCACGAGAGUGAGAAAGUUCAUCGCUUGCGGGAAAUUAUAAGUAAAAUGGAGCUUAAAUCUUCAGGGAAGCUAAAGAAUGGGUUGACAUUAACGAAGCAGGAUAUUCUCCGAAGGCAUUUGCUUCAUGAUGGGGUUCUGUACUGGAAAACUGCCUCAGGCCGUUUAAAAGACAUCCUUGCUGUUUUGCUUACUGAUAACUUGCUUCUGCUACAAGAGAAAGACCAGAAAUACGCCUUAUCUCCUGUGGAUAACAAAACACCUAUGAUUUCCCUUCAAAAACUGAUUGUCCGUGAGGUGGCUAAUGAGGAAAAAGCCAUGUUCUUGAUCAGUGCUUCAAACACAGGAGCAGAGAUGUAUGAAAUACACACUAACUCCAAAGAAGAGCGAAAUCUAUGGAUGACUUUAAUUCGCGGGGCUGUGGAGAGUUGCCCCAUACAAGAUACAGAAAUCCUGAAUGAGGCAGAAGAAGAAAAGAAACUCUUUACUGAAAGAGCUGCUAAAAUAAAAGAGUUUCAAGUAAGCCUAAAUCAGAAAGACUGUGCCAUUGUUCAGUCCCUAAAUGAGAAGUUGCAGACAUGCAUAGAGAUGGCGGAAUUAUAUGGCUAUGAAGACUUUUCUCCGGAACAAAGGAUAACUUUGCUUCCCAGAGCUGACACUGAUGAAAACUUUGAAGGGAAAGGCAUCCUGCAAUCCGCAGUCACGACAGCUGAGCGCAUCCACUACAUGCUUCUGUCACAAACGGCAUUGCUGAACCCUCUGGGGGAGGCAAACAAUCCAGCCACAACCUUACUAAGACGAUCUGAGACUUUUGGAGGCUAUGACACAGAUAGCUUCAAACAAAUGGUUAAGGACCGAAGGGCUGCAUCUAUAAGUGCAGACAGCCAAGUGCAAGAUCCUCCCAUUAUUGAGCCUGAAGUUUCCACAGUAGAUAACAGGCUGCCAGUAUGUCAUGAGACUGAGAUGGUUGUUUGUGUGGAGAUGUUACUUCAGCAUCUUUACAGUCUGCAGGCAGUGAUAUCACAACAGGAUAGUUAUGUUGAGGUUCAAAAAGAGCGUGAAAAACAGUUCAGACAGCAAUCUUCCCGUGGCAACAUAUUAUUGGAGCAGGAAAAGCAGCGUAACUUUGAAAAGCAGCGAGAAGAGCUGGUCAAUGUGCAGAAGAUGCAGGAGCAGCUGAGGUUGGAGAAACUUAAGUGGGAACGGGAAAGGGAGAGGCAUCAGAAGGAAGCCGAGGCUACGGAGAACAUGUUGAGACAACGAAUGGGUGACAGUGAACUCCAAAUGCGAAAACUACUUCAGGAGCGAGAAGAACUAGAUGGGCAGAGAAAGGAAUAUCAGCUUGAUUUAGAAAGACUUCGAGAAUCCCAGAAGGCUGUGGAAAAAGACAGAGAACGCCUGGAGCUGCUGAAGAGGAUUAGAGUAACCAGUGCAGGAGCUGGGUCAUUUUCAUCAGACUUAAUACCGGUACCCCAUCCUACAACUUCUAAUGGGGAAGGAAUGCUCAGUACAGAGGGACCUAGCCAUUUACCCAUAAAACCCCAUGCCAAAACAAUUAUGUCAAUGUCAGCUGCUGACUACCUGGUGAGACCAGAAGUGGUUCGCAGGGAAAGCAAUAUGACCGACAUCCGUCCAGCACUUAAAAAGGAAGUGCCUAUUAAUUUAUUAAGUGCAACCAACCAGAUCCAGAAGCAGGUAGCUAUGACCAGACAGAAGAUACCCACCCAUCUUGCAUUGGACAAAGUCAAAGAAAAGCCCAGCAGGGGAAAAGCUUCCCAUCGAACAGAGAGCACAGCAUCACUAGACCACAGACUGGGCUUCCCAUCCAAGCUUUCUGGAAAGGAAGAUGGCACUGUAAGAAGCAGAAGGUCUGCAAGUCCAAAUCCAUUAAGCAGUCAAACUGUAUUCUUUCAGCAAGAUCCUGUAGGACAAGCAGAACCUUCUGAAACACCACUCUAUACACCUGUCUUGUAUCGACCAGGCAGCUUCCACAUCCUGCCCCCAUCCUUUCCUCCACAGCCCCCUCCUCCGCCAACUGAGGAUGAGGGAAGUAAAGAAAAUGUUAUUUUUUUCUAACAAAUUUUGACAUUUCCUCUCCAUGUUGAAAUUAUAAAAAAAUAAAUAAAUAAAAAUAAGUCAUCGCCCUCCACCAUAAAGGCCUUCUCAAAACUGCCAUGAUCCGCAGGCUCACUGUGGAGGAUGAAUUUGCCUUGUCAAUUAUAUCCGAUUGCGAGGCCAUAGUGUGUCUGUAUUUAGUUCUAUGUAAAAUGUAUGAAGGGACCAUGCAAUAUGCUUUAGGAAAAAGAAGCACAGAAGCAUAAAGAUGAGGAGGCAAGCGUCAUUUGUUCUGUAUAUUUGAUUUUGUAACCUCAAAGAGUGUUGUAUUAUUUUUCCUAAGCUUUUCAAGCCUUUCCUUAAUCAAUGUUUCAAUACUGAAAUUGUCUAUAAGAUCAUUAUGAUGUAAAGAUUCACAGAACCUGUAAUAUGGAGAGCACAGAUUUUAAUAUUUCCUGUGCCCUUGUAUUGUCAAGAUGGAGGAGGGUAACUAGUACAACUCACCACUUCUUCUUGCAGCGUGAUACUUGCACUAUAUUAUUGGACAAAUAUAUAAUUUGACAAAUUCCCAAACGUUUUAAGAACUAGACGUUUUAUAAAAAGGAGGUUUUAAGCCACUAGUACUCAAUAUAAGGGUUCAUGCACAAAGCUCUGUAUUGCACAGAAUGCCUCACUGGGCUGUAAAUGUGUGGCUGUGUCAGAGCCCAUGCAUUUUUUUGUUUAUUUUUAUUAAAUAGGUUAACAAUCA